Messenger RNA from Exophiala spinifera, 771 nucleotides. RefSeq lists its product as uncharacterized. Bases 1 to 771 code for a protein of 256 amino acids. NCBI's taxonomy places the organism in Eukaryota, Fungi, Ascomycota, Eurotiomycetes, Chaetothyriales, Herpotrichiellaceae. The transcript has 2 exons. The record is from RefSeq and is a predicted model, not a curated record. Gene Ontology annotation, molecular function: protein-lysine N-methyltransferase activity. Gene Ontology annotation, biological process: peptidyl-lysine dimethylation.
AUGUCGCAGAGUGAAGGAGAGGAUGAUGCUGCCUCUCUAGACAUCUUCCAGGAGCCAGAGGAUUUUUAUCAACCGGAAAAGCCUGCCACCUUCACUACAUACACAUUGAAGACUGGGCAGGUCAUCAACCUCCGACUCGUAGGACAUAGUCCGCUUUGGGGUCAUCUGCUAUGGAACGCCGGUCAGGUAGUUGCCCGGUAUCUGGAAGACAACUCGAGUUCCAUGGUUCAGGGGAAGACGUUCUUAGAAUUGGGUGCUGGAGCAGGACUUCCAAGUCUGGUGUCGGCCAUUCUAGGGGCUGAGAAAGUUGUUGUGACAGAUUACCCAGAUCAAGAUUUGAUUGAUAAUUUGCAGUACAACAUCGAGCACUGUUCAGUCCUCGCUGACAAGUCGCGCAUCACAGCACAAGGUUUCCUCUGGGGGAGCUCUGCUGAAUCACUCAAAUUUCACUUGGAGCGUGACCGUGGUGGUUUCGAUGUCCUGAUCCUCGCCGAUAUCCUCUUCAACCACUCGGAGCAUAAGAAACUGUUGGUAACUCUGCGUGAGUGCUUGAGAUACGGCCGUGACUCGGUGGCUCUGGUGUUCUUCACUCCCUAUCGCCCCUGGCUUCUGGAGAAAGAUUUGGAUUUCUUUGAGAUUGCGCGUAAGGAUGGAUUCGUGGUCAAUAAGAUCUUGGAGCACACCAUGGAGAGGGUUAUGUUCGAGAACGACCCCGGUGACGAGGCCCUGCGGAGAACAGUAUUUGGCUACGAGGUGAAAUGGCAGGUGUGA